This is a messenger RNA of Ectocarpus siliculosus, 4233 nucleotides long. Lineage: Eukaryota; Phaeophyceae; Ectocarpales; Ectocarpaceae. The record is from the annotation of a GenBank genome assembly.
AUGGCUUCACGUACCACGCCAAGGACUCUUAACACUUCGGCCGACGACGGUGACGACAAUACUACGAGGCACAACAACCUCACCAACCCUCCGCUGCCAGCGAAGGUCGAGAUUAUAGUGAUGCCCAUGCCCGAACGGGACGCCGACGUGGACCAAGUUGUGCCAGACCGUCACGACCGCUCCUCUUCCCUACACGAUGGCGAGAGAAGCGACUCCGACGGCAGGUCUCCUCGAAACAAGUCGACGAGAGAAGACGAACCGAGGAAGCGGAACACUCGAAGCGCCGCCGCUAGUGGUGCUUCUGUGGCUUCCGCCACCGCUGACGCCGGCAGUGAAACGAUGGCGGAGUUAUAUGCCAUGCGGAGCGCGGCGAGAGAAGGUUUGGGCUUGGUGGAAGACGCUUGCAUAGACUGUCGAGAGGCGUUGGCGGCGGCGCCCGACACGCCGAAGCUUUGGGCGAAGGCGGCGUCCCUCGCUCUACAAAGUGCAAGCGGUUCGGGGAGAAAAGGGCAGGCCGUCACGGAUAUCGAGGGAUUGUCCAGGCAAUCAAUAAAAGCAAACUUUGACUAUUGGGCAAGAGAGGCGGCACGUCUGGCUACGGGGCUCCUUUCUUUGUGCCCCCGGAGUUACCACGGCUUCAUCCUGCGAGGGCAGGCGGCGGAGAAGGCAGGCCAACACGAUCGGGCGAUGCGUGACUACUCUCGUGCCCAGCACCUCCGCCCAUGGUCCUCCACCCCGGUACUACUUAGAGCUAGGCUCGAUUCGCGACUAAGCCACCUCGAGAAAGAGGGUGGAGGGACCGGCGAACGCUAUGCCGCCGAAGCGAUAGACAUGAUUACGAGAUUCCUGUGGUCGCCUCUCCUCUCAGUUGACACGGGUACGACAAGGAGCCCCUGCAACGCACGUUUACGGGACCUUAUGGUUGUGUGGUGGAAAGGCCGAUUGAAGGAGCUCGAACGAAGUUACGGGCAGGCAAGCGCGUACUUCGAACUGGUGUACGAGAAAGACCCGACGAUCGAGCACCUCAAUCACCUCGCCAGUUCCUACUUAGGUUCGAAGCAGCCAGGAAAGGCCGAUCAGGUCCUCUCGAAAUUUUUGGAAUGCUACGGUAGUGCUGUCGGGGACUUGGCUGCGGUUGGAGAUGCCGAGGACGGGGCGGCAGCGGUUGACAAGCUCCAAAUGUCAGAGGCACCCCCAUUCGGAAUAGACAAACGCUCACUCCAGGAGGGAUACUCGACCGCGAGGCCGUUUUUCGAGGAAGCCGACACAACAAGCACGAACGUCGGCAGUGAAGCGAGUCCCCAGGACUGCGAGUCGGGGCACGAUGGCAACCAACAGCCGCGGAGCGUGAGCAACGUUAUCCACGGUUUGGCAGACAACGUGCUACAAGACGAAGGAGAAUGUCCGCAGCCCGCCCGAAGCGAUAACCAGCAAGAACAUCGGGCUGGAGAUGAAAGACAGCGAGAAGGCAGGUUGGAGGACGAAGAGUCCCCGCUGCCGCUGGCCUACAACUUGCGCGCGGAGCUAGAGGCGCGACUAGGGCGGAGGGACCGAGCCAUCGCGGACUACAAAGCGGCGGCAUCUUUGGAAGUGGCAGAUCCUCGGUCGAGAAUAAACAUGGGAGUGGUGCACCUCAACGCUUCUCGGUCAGGUGCAGCUUCCAUUGAAUUCGAUGCCCUGGAGCGCGAAUCCACGGGCUCGAUCGAUCGAGUUCUGGCAGCGUUUAACCUCGGCGUGGCCGCGGCCACCGCGGGAGAGCUGCGGAGGGCAGAAGCGGCGUUCACCCGCGCGAUAGCCACCCUUGCAGAUGGGGGUGUAUCACGGGACGUCACGAAGCUGAUCACUCCUGCAGCCUGCCUCGCAAACCGCGGCCUCGUACGGUUUGCGAUGCAACGCUUUCGCGGUGCGGCCGAAGACCUUGGAGGGGCUAGCUUGAGAAGCUUCAAGGCACCCACCAUUGGCGGCGCAAACGCCAGCGACAGCGGCGUGGUUCCUGCUGCAACUGGAACGUCAGGUAGUGGGAUGACGGCGCUCGCCGGGGGGGCACUAGACACGCUGGACUGUGAGAUUGGGAGGGCGCUCGCUGAUGGACGGCUAGACAACCGGGCGUCGCGUGAGGCGGCAAGAAAUCGUCUGCGGAAGCUGCUACGCUCCGCCCGACUUCUCGCGUGCGAGGCGGCUUCCAUUAGAGUCGGUCUCGGAAAUCUAGCGGCGACAAGCGGGGAAGUUUGUCAAGUCGGCCUCGGUUAUUCUCCCGCCCAAGCAGGAGAAUCAAAUGUCCUUGAGACCGCCGUUGAGCAUGGCGACGAGACCACAUCCACCUUCGCCGGCAAGUCCGACAAUCAGAAUCGGGAACCACAACCUGAAAAGGGGUCAGCACCCGUGGCAGGGGCAGUACCGGCCGGACAUAAACCCACCCCGACGAAAGCGGCAAUACUUUCCCCUUCGCUCAUCCUCCUAGAUUCCGUGCUCGCCAUGGCCCCGACGCAUCACGCCGCCAUGCGCUGCCGAGCAACGACCCUCGCGCGGCUUGGCCGCAUGCCUGAGGCCUUGGAUGCCGCCGAUCAGGCCGUUUCGGCCGCGGAUGUCGCCGUCCGUACGGCCAAACUCAAGCACAGGGAUGCCGCACUAGCCUCGGCAUCGACUGAGAGGACAAGAGGCGAUGACAAUGCGUUGCCCCAACCCUCCCCGCCUGCUACGGCCAGAAAUAAGCACGCAGGAACAAGAAAUCACACCCACUGUGUUGCCUCCGUCUCGAUGGCGGCGAAUAUGGGGCACACAUCUACCACAGCAGGUGGCGGUGGCAGCGAUGCUGCCGGCAACGGCGGGGGGGGACAUCAUGGUGCCCAACAUGAUGAUCCGUUCGCCGCCAGGACAUCGAUCGGUUUCAUGCGGAGCUCUAAGGCCACGGUGGUGGUAGGAGGAGGGCUCCUCCUGACAGGAGGAGGGCGCACCGAUGCGUUCGAUCUCGCCAAGAGCCUGGUCCUGCGGGGCUGCCUCCGUCAGAAGACGAGUUGGUGGAACCAAGCCGAACAGGACUACCGACGAGCGCUGCAAAUCUGCCACAGCAUUCUUGGCAGGCUAGAGGGUCCUGCGGAUGCUUUCCGCUUCGACAAUGUCGACGACAACGGUAUCAUGGCUGACGGAGGCCAGAACAACGACGUAUUGGGGCAGACGCGUGAGACGCAUUCGCACAAGGGGAGCGGAGGCUGGACGGAUGGUCAAGUGUUAGUUGGCGGACAAAGAGACAUGGUAGACGAUCGGCAAAAAGAAUUUCGGGCAUGGCACGGGCGGUGGUCGAGCUAUGACACUGUGGAUAUGUCUGGCCGUCAGGACGGGAGAUGUGCAGUGCUGAAGCUGAAACGCCUGAUUCACCACAACCUUACCAGCUUGCACUUAGCAGCCGUGGUCGGGACAGGCACCCGUGUUUCUCUCCGCAAGGAGGCGAUAGCACGAGAAAUUGCAGAACUUUUGGCUUGCAAUGAGCGGGUGGCCCAGGUCGCGUUCCGCUCCACUCAACAGCCCACCAUUUCUCGGCAAGUUGCCCAACAUCGGCAUGAACAGUGGUGGCCCUCCACGGUCCUGGCCGUGGCCCAGAUGGUCUCGGCGACGGUCCUGGGGCCCAUGCCGUGGAAUGGGGAAGCGACAACCAGCCACGGAAAUAGUCCAGGGAGAAACGCCCGACUACAGCUCGGUUCGGCCGAGCUAGCGGCUAAAAUGUCCAAUGGGUACGACGCCGACAACGAUCACAACAAGGUACCUCCAGGGCCCUUGAGCCUUGCCGGGGCGGCGCGAUCGCGAGCGUUGUCGGCGAUCAGCGUGAACCUCGCGGCGGCAGAGAAGAUAGGGGCGAUGUCAUCAUCGACGGGACAAGCGCCGCCCUUCCCUAGAGACCGAUCACACAAGCGGGAAGGUCUUGCUAGGGCGAUCGCCGCCUUGAGCAACGCCAUAACCCUAGCACCCAACCCGUCCCCUAAGCUGUACAUGGGGAGGGGAGGCUUAUUUGCCAAGAUGGACCAAGGCGAUUGCGCCGACAGUAGCAGCGGCGGGAAGGUGGGUGAUGAAGCCGGUCGGGGUAAGAGCGGCCGAGGCGGCGUGAGUUUGAACGGCUACGGCGAAGCCGCGGCUUCGGACUUUGCGACGGCGCUUUGGAUGGAGCAGCUCCUCCAAGAUCGAGCAGCGCUGGUGGCAACAACAGAGACAGCAGCUGCCGCCUUCCAAACAACGGCGUAG